UGGACCACCCCCUGGAAUUUUGAAAGAACGUUUCGUGCAGCAGAGUCAACAUGUCUACCUCUCCAGUCAAAGACUUCCUAGUUACCAAUUUCAUGCCGGAGAAAUGCUACGAAGAGCUUUUUGUCGACCUCAACUUGCACGUGCCAUGUUUGACUUUAGUCUUCAAAAAAAUCUUCGGGGUGUGGAUUCUCUUGGACGUACUUUUUGCUCAACUUCUGCAGCUGCUUAAGAUCCUCUGGAGACUGAAUGCAGAGGGCUUGAGUCCAGCUUCCAUCCUGUUACAACUUUACGCUUCAUCUGGACCCGUCCUAUUUGCCAUGGCGCACAAAUUUCCAAUUCUUGCUUGGGGUGAAAGGCUUUUUUUAAGCAUCCAGACUGCGAUGAUUCUCUUUCUUAUCCUGCAUUAUCGGGGUGAAACCAAUGAAGGAAUUUUGCUUGUGUUGCUCUACGGUGGUUUAAUAGUCGUCCUGGGAUCUUAUGCACCUGCAAAUGUCAUCUCAGCGAUGCAGUCAACCAGUUUGGCUGCGAUAAUAGCAAGCAAGGUUUUCCAGGCAGUAACAAACUAUAAUAACGGCUCCACGGGUCAGCUCUCAUUUAUGUCUAUUUUGCUAUCAUGUAUAGCUUCCCUGGGUCUCGCCUUCAUUUCACUGCAGGGCACGGGGAAGUCUUUUGAAACGCUUGGCUCCUUUAUAUCCGGCUGUUUCAGUUGCAUCUUGCUGGCACAGGUCCUUUGCUAUGGCAGAAGAAAAACUAAGGCAAAAAAAGCUUAAAGACUGAGGAUAUAGAAAACCAAAAUGAGUUCUGAAGCUUUAAUCAACAGUGUAUAUGUUUGUCUUUUACAGAUAUCCACUAUGAGCUGCUAUUUAUAAUGAAAUGUUAACAAUCAAUAUCAUGGCACAUAUAGACAAAACAGCCAUUCACACUUCCACUACAUUCCCACCAAAAAAUAAUUUUCAAUACAACGAUGCUUGUUUCUGGAAACUGGGAGAAACCCAGAGUAGGCCAGCAAAAACUCAGAUCCGUGAGAACGUUUGUACCGUUUUUUGUUUUUUUUUCCGGACUAUUAAAUCGCAGUUUUUUUCCCCCCAUAGAUUGGCCGAGGAUGUGACUUAUACUCAGAAGUGACUUAUGUGUGAAAUUAUUAACAUCAUUAUUAUUAUUAUUAUUAUUAUUGUCACACUCAACCGCAAGAGGGCACCCAAGGCCUCUGUUUCAACAGUGGCGGUAACUUAUAAAACAAAUAGAAACAACUGAGAAGCUCCGAACAAAAUGUCACCGAAAAGAAAAUCAUAUUUUGCAGAUUACUAACUGCCAGUAGUGAAAUAUGCAGCUGAUAUGGUAAUCGGACAACAGAAAAAGUUUGGAGUUAGCAAGAAACUUGUAAGGGACUGGCAAAAUGCAGAGGUUACUCUGUUGUUGUCUAUUCAGUUUUAUUUCAAAUUGCCUUUCAAGAAGACGUGUGUUCUUGGUGUUUGAUUUUAUCAAAUAAAAUUUCCCCCAAAACGUGACAUAUACACCAGUGCGGCUUAUACAGGUUGUCCCUGGGUUACGAUGUACCCGACUUACGUGAUUUCGACUUUACUACGCCGGAGUCUUGUACGCCAUUUUGUCUCCAGUCGUUUUUUCCCCCCUAGUUGCGUAAACCUGAUUGUACCUCACACAGUACCUUUUUUUACCCUUACUGUUCUGCCCCUUUGGCGAAAUUUUUUUUAUUAUGAUGUUGACAUUUGUUUUGCAAUGCAUGCUUUAUUUUUGCGUUGGAAGCGUAGAGGAGGUAGUACUUCUGCAUGCGAGUAAGAGCACAUGUACACGUGAAGAAGGUAUUUGCGCACACAAAGAAGAGCGAAUUAGCUCCCAUGAAGAAGUCGCGCAGCCGAAUGAAAGGGAGAAAGGACUUAGCUCCUACAUCUUGGUGAGGACAGUAAAAUGACCUAUAAUAUAUGUUUUUAGUAGGGCUGUCAAAAUUAUCGCGUUAACGGGCGUUAAUUAAUUUUUUAAAUUAUUCACGUUAAAAUAUUUGACGCAAUUAACGCACAAAUACCCUGCUCAAAGAGAUUACAAUGACAGCACAGUGAAACGUGUACUUGUGUUUUUCGAGUUUUGGCUCCCUCUGCUGGCGCUUGGGUGCGACUGAUUUUAUAGGCCUCAGCAAAAAUGGCGGGCUACUAGUUUAUUUUUUGAUUGAAAAUGUUACAAAUUUUAUUAAAACGAAAACAUGAAGAGGGGUUUUAAUAUAAAAUUUCUAUAACUUGUACUAACAGUUAUCUUUUAAGAACUACAAGUCUUGGAUCGCUUUAACAGAAUGUUAAUAAUGGUAAUGCCAUCUUGUUGAUUUAUUGUAAUAAUAAAGAAAUACAGUACUUAUGUACCGUAUGUUGAAUGGAUAUAUCCACCUUGUGUCUUAUCUUUCCAUUCCAACAAUAAUUUACAGAAAAAUAUGGCAUAUUUUAUAGAUGGUUUGAAUUGCGAUUAAUUAAUUUUUAAGCUGUAAUUAACUCGAUUAAAAAUUUUAAUCGUUUGACACCCCUAGUUUUUAGAUAUUUUUGGAUUUAAGGGGUAUUUAGGGACACUUCAAGGGUUAAUUCCGAUUUACAUGGAAAUUCGGGUUACGUCGCCAGCAUAGGAACGGAACUCCUUCGCAGCCCGGGGGCUACCUGUAUGUUUUUAACCUCUUCAUUGCGCAUUUUAUGGCUGGUGCGACUUAUAGUUCGAAAAAUACGGCACAUUCUAUCUUUAUGAAUUUUAUAAGUACACUUUAUAGGAAAGUAAACUUCUGUGGAAACUUAAUUUUUCACGUUUGGUUCAAAAUGUUUACAACUGUAUUAUAGACUUACGUUGUUUAUCUUGAUAAUCUCUUGAUUAAAUUGCUUAUUACAAAAUGUGAGGCUUUUCAUGACAAAUGUUUCAUUAAUACCAGUAUAUCUUCUCUUGUAUUAUUGGGGUGCAUUUCAAUUCCAUGUUCAUUGCAAUUACAUAUAAUCUAAAUAACCAAGUUUACAUGCAACAUUGUCAUAUUUCGCUUUUAGUACAACGAUGCCCUCUUUACACUCAACAGUGCUUGCGAUAUUGAGCCAAGCCAUAUUGCGUUUGGUGCUGCCAUAUUUGGGAACCAGUGCAGAGCAGUGACUUUCAGUUAUGUAAUCUUCAUGAAAUUCUUGCAUAUGUCAGCGUUAAAAGUUGUCGUGGGAGAUAGAAUAAUCAUCACGUUCUCAGGAAAUUACAAAUGGGCGGGGGCAAAAAAAAAAAAUUCUUGAGAGUAUGAAUUUAAAAGAUUUGCCUUUUUAUUGCCCAAUGUACACAAACAGUAGUUUUGACACAUAAAGUGUAUUUUUGCAUCACAUUCAAUAUUACACUAAUUCAGUUGGACUGAAGAAAACCUGUUAAAGUGCAACACUCCUAGUAUGAAAUACACCAUUCAAGCAAAUUAUAUGGCAUUAUCUCCAGUGUUUCGCCGAUUACAGAAAUGUGAAAUUGUUCAAGUAAAAUGGCAAAUGUUUGAUGAAUCUCAUCAUUUUGAAACAUAAAAGACAGUGCUUUAAUCUACCCAAACGGAGAUUAAGGUCAAUUACAGUUUCAAGAGUCUAAUACAGUGCCCUCCAUAAUUAUUGGCACCCCUGAGAAAGAUGUGUUUUUUAGCUUCUAAUAAUUUUUUAAAAAUUCAAAUAAUAUGGGACCCUAAUGGAAAAAAAGAGAAAAAUCCAACCUUCAAUACAAGUGCAUUCAUUCAGUGGGGAAAAAAUCCCACAUAAAGAAAAUAUUAUUUGACGUCAAAUAAUGUGUGUCACAAUUAUUAGCACCCUUGGUGUUAAUUAUUUGUACAACCCCCUUUUGCCAACAAAACAAGGUCUGGGGACUGAGAUGGCCAUGGGAGGAGCUUGAUUUUGUGUCUGGUGAACCAUUUCUGUGUAGAUUUGGCCAUAUGUUUAGGGUCAUUGUCUUGCUGAAAGACCCAGUGGUGACCCAUCUUCAGCUUUCGGGCAGAGAGCAACAGAUUUUGAUCGAAAAUGUCCUGGUAUUUCAAAGCAUUCAUGAUGCCAUGCACCCUAAAAAGGUUCCCAGG
Molecule: messenger RNA, 4060 nt
Organism: Corythoichthys intestinalis (scribbled pipefish)
Lineage: Eukaryota; Metazoa; Chordata; Actinopteri; Syngnathiformes; Syngnathidae
Product: mannose-P-dolichol utilization defect 1 protein-like
Exons: 7
Coding region: 51-770 (239 amino acids)
Biological process (GO): oligosaccharide biosynthetic process
Source: RefSeq, a predicted model, not a curated record